This is a messenger RNA of Penicillium digitatum Pd1, 795 nucleotides long. Lineage: Eukaryota; Fungi; Ascomycota; Eurotiomycetes; Eurotiales; Aspergillaceae. The record is from RefSeq and is a predicted model, not a curated record.
AUGCCUUCAACCUCAGAAAUCGCACACCAGUUCGACUCAAUUGAAGAUACGAUUGCAGCAUUUAAGAAUGGCGAAUUCAUCAUUGUCCUCGAUUCGCAAGACCGCGAAAAUGAAGGUGACUUAAUCAUCGCUGCCGAAUCCAUCACAGCCGCCCAGAUGGCCUUUCUGCCGCAAGCCCCCGUCCUCCCUCCCCGCAACAGCACACCCACAAAGCCAAAUGCGCCAAUCCAAAUCCAACGACAGAAAACCUCGCUAACAACUCCAAAACAUAGUGGUUUGAUAUGCGCCCCGAUCACCCCGGACCUUGCCACCCGCCUCGCGCUCCCACAAAUGGUAACCGAGAACGCCGACCCGAAGUGCACGGCCUACACAGUCACAAUCGACUCAAGCGACGACUCUGUAACGACAGGAAUAUCCGCCGAGGACCGCGCACUGACAUGCCGCACGCUUGCCUCACCCGCCGCGGAGAUCGACUCCUUCCGCCGGCCGGGCCACAUCAUCCCGCUGCAGGCGCGGCCUGGCGGCGUGCGCGAGCGAUCAGGCCACACUGAGGCUGCGGUCGAUUUUUGUAAACUCGCUGGUAAGGCGCCGGCUGGUGUCAUUGCUGAGCUUGUUGAAGAUGGCGAGCUUGUUGAGGGCAUUGCGGAGAUUGGGGGGAAUAAUGGUAUGAUGCGCCGGGAUGGAUGUUUGCGAUUUGGAAAGAAGUGGGGUAUUAAGGUGUGUACUAUUGAAGACUUGGUGGUUUAUUUGAAUCAUGUUGAGGGUACUGGUGCUGCUACCAAUGGGAAGCAUUGA